Cervus elaphus (red deer) is the source of this 569-nucleotide messenger RNA. RefSeq names its product allergen Bos d 2-like. The record is from RefSeq and is a predicted model, not a curated record. The transcript has 6 exons. NCBI's taxonomy places the organism in Eukaryota, Metazoa, Chordata, Mammalia, Artiodactyla, Cervidae.
CACAAGGGUCACAAGAUGAAGGUUGUGUUCCUGACUCUCCUCUUUGGUGUGGUUUGCGGGGCCCAGGAAACUCCAGCUGAGAUAGACCCCCUCAAAGACCUUCCUCCUUAGAUUCCAGGAGAGUGGCGUACCAUUUACUUAGCUGCGGAUAACAAGGAGAAGAUUGUGGAAGGGGGCUCACUGAGGGGCUACUAUCGUCAGAUUGAAUGUAUCAACGACUGCGAAUACCUCUCCAUUGCAGCUUAUGACAAGGACGAUGGCACAUGCCUGUUACUCAAAGAAGUAGCAAAGAGAAAAGAAGGCUAUGUUUACGUCAUAGAAUACGCAGGUGCAAAUACUUUGGAACUGAUUCAUGUAUCAGAAAACAUGCUGGUGACUUAUGUUGAAAACUAUGAUGGGGAGAAGAUCACAAAAAUGACUGAAGGUCUUGGCAAAGGAACCAGCUACACUCAAGAAGAACUUCAGAAGUAUCAGGAACUGAACAGUGAAAGGGGGAUUCCAACUGAAAAUACAGAUAAUGUCAUAGAAACAGACAGUUGUCCUCCAUAAGAACAGUGAAGAGUGGUUGG